AUGAAGCAAAAGAUGUGCGUCAGCAUGUUGAUGCUGGCUGUUUGUUGGACCACUUCGCUGGCCUUCAAACUCUCCGGAUCCAAUGCCCCGAUCAAGUUUUCCGACUCCCACAACGAAACCUCGAACAAGAUCAUUGAGGAAGUGGUUUCCGAGAACUUGAACGCGGACAUGAAGGACAUCAACGGGAUUCCGAAUCCCAUGGGCGACAACGAGAGCGAGAAUAACGAGACCAACGAAGGUUUCGGCGACCUGGCCAAGAAUUUGGAGUUCCUCUUGCUGAAGGUCGCGCAGCUUGAGACGGUUGCCGAGAUGCAUGAAGCACGGAUCGAGACGCAGCAGCUGCAGAUCGAUGAGCAUCGCAAGGUGAUCGAAGCACAAAACAAGGAGAUCCAGGCUUUGAAGGGCGAAGGCCGUGAGGGAGACCCCGCCGGAGGGGUCUUCUUGGAGAUUGAGCACAAGGAUGCCCAAACGCGAUUGAGUGAGGCCCAGAACAUCCUGACGAGUGUGAUCAAAAAGCACACCCGCCAGCGCGAGACGCGCAAGUUCCAUGAAGAACCAGAGUCGGAGGUUGAAGAGCCGGAGGUCGAGCUGGCAGGUGAAGGUGCAAGAUCGCAGCAGGCAUUUUCCACCAACGAGUCUGUAAGCUGGCCGUGGAAGCACCGGAGACGAAGGUGGAAUCCGGUUCAUAUCGCGAAAAGUCUGGGCGAGACGAUGUCGGACGGCUAUAACGCUGCGAAGGACAAGGCGCAAUGGCUGGCGCAAAACACGAUCAACACCGUUGAGGUCGCCAUCAAGGUUCUGAGCAAUGGCUUUUCAGAUUUCGGCGCCAGCUGCCCCCACAGAACAGCUGCUGGCUUCGUAAACUUUGACAUGCACCAUGGUGUCAGGAUCAGGUUCGGGUCCUUCAACUGCAAGAUCAGCUUGAUCGGACAGUCGACCGGCUUGUUCGGGUUUGAUUUGGGCACGCAUCACGUUCCUUUUCCGGCAGAACUGCGGGCCAUCGGGCACAUCGGAUGGGACCUGGCGCACCACUGCCACGGUCACCACAACCACAUCACAAUCCAGAGGUGCCUCGCCCGGUUCCUUGCCGUCCACACUCCCGUACUCGAUCUCUUGCCAGAGCAAGUGAGAAAAGUCACGGAUGGCCGGAUUCAUGAGCUCUUCCCUUCGUACUUUGGGAUACUUGGCCACAUUGGAUGGGAAGUCGUGCACCAUUGCCCAGGACACCACAACCACAUUGAGGUGACCAAGUGCCUUGCCAGAUCGCUUGCGAAAUACAGUCCCCCAUUGGACUUCCUGCCUGACCAAGUCAAGCUCGUUGCAGGGUCGGCGUACGAGGCUGUUCGGACAGUGUUCAGUGUUGGAUGGGAGCUGGCGCAUUGUCCACACCGCGGUCACCACCAUCAUUUGAUUGGAUGCCUUGGCGGUUGGAUCCAGCACCUGGCUCCAGCUGUGCAUUGGAUGGCUGCUCCACUGCAGUUGGUUGCAGGGUCGGCGUACGAGGCCGUCCGGACAGUGUUCAGUGUUGGAUGGGAGCUGGCGCAUUGUCCACACCGUGGCCACCACCAUCAUUUGAUUGGAUGCCUUGGCGGUUGGAUCCAGCACCUGGCUCCAGCUGUGCAUUGGAUGGCUGCUCCAUUGCAGUUGGUUGCAGGGUCGGCGUACGAGGCUGUCCGGACAGUGUUCAGUGUUGGAUGGGAGCUGGCACAUUGUCCACACCGUGGCCACCACCAUCAUUUGAUUGGAUGCCUUGGCGGUUGGAUCCAGCACCUUGCUCCACCGCUGCAUUGGAUGCCCCACCCCGUGCACGCACUUGUAAACGGCCAGAUAAUGAGCCUCUUGCCGGGGAAACUCGGCCAAAUUGCAGACGGCAACAUCAUGGGUCUCUUGCCGGGGGAAUUCAGCAAAAUUGCAGACGGCAACAUCAUGGGGCUCAUGCCUGGGCCAAUGCAACUUCUUGGAGGUGGCCAAACGAAUUCCAUCCAAAAUAUGCUUACCAUGGGCGAUGCACUCAUGGAUUGCGCCGGCUCCCAGCAAAGUGACCUGGUCAAGUGCCUCGGAUUCAAGAUCAUCUCAAAUGUUCCUCCUCUGAACUUCCUGAACCGUUUGGGCGACAUCUUCAGAGAGUUCAUCGAGGCCUUCGCCAAGGUGGCCACCAAGUUGGCGGCUCAAGCGAUGAAGGGAGGGGAAUCCCUGCUGCAGACGGCGGCCACCACGGAGUUCCCCUCUGCCGGUGCUCAGGCGAUGGUGCAUCACAGAGGACCCAACCUCGUCAUUACGAAGCACUCGCAGCAGCUGCCGCACAGACAGGCCGAGUUGCUGCAGGAGAUGGCCAACCUGGAGGAUUCUAAGGAUCCACCGGCCGCCGUCAAGUGGAGCUUUGAAGACUACGGCCCUGAGACCCAUGCGCUGGUCACCCAGUUCAAUGGCAGGGAGACGGCGACCGGAUCCUGCCUGGCAUUCGCACCCAGGAAUAAGACCGGCAGCAACAACCAGGCGACCCAGGAGGAUUGGCAGGCGGAUACCAAGGACGACUUCAUUAAGCUGGAGCCUUGGGCGGUGCCUUGCGGCAACCAGUGGAUGAAGGACCAUUGGGACAAGUGGCAGGGGUAUUCCUUUUACUCGGUGGAUUUCUCGAUUGAGAAAUGCCUUACGGUGACUUUCCAGUUGAACAUGCAGCCCGUGGUGGCCUUCGUGGGUGGCAUCCAGUUCGACUUGCUGCCCGGGCCGUUGGCCGAAAUCGACACACAAGUCUGCUGGCCGCGGCACCAGCCGGGUGGGCUGGACCUCAGCGUGUUGCGGUCCGUGAUCAAGUCGAACGGUGUGAUGCUUUUCAGCCGGACACUUCGCCUGUCCAAGAGGUUUGGCGACGACACGCACUUCGUGAUGGAGAACGUCCACGGAGGCCAUCAGACAGCGCGAAGCUUCUUCGGUGCGUCCGCAACAGAUGGCGAGAGUGGAACCGGCAUGGCCUCCAUGAAGAGGUCGUCGCUUCUGGAGAGCAACCAGACCAAGGCGCAGGCGAAGGCUCGUUUGCAGGAGUCUCUGCACUGGGAGACGGACGAGGAGGAUCUGUAUUUGGCUUCGGUCGAAUACGGAGAGGACAUGGGCAUCAACAAGACGUCCGAAGUCCGAGGAUCCUCUGCCAGAGACCUCAUCAACUCCCUUCAGUCCACGUCUGAGGACAAAUCGGAAGCCGACACCUUCAAGCUGUUCGGCUUCAAGAACCCGGGCUUGGUGAACUUCGAGAUCAGCGGGCUCUUGUCUGGCAACUGGCUUCAGCUUGGCUUGCAGAUGGGCUUCGGAGACAAAUACCAGAGCCCUAAGAUGACCAUCCCUUUGGUGAACCUUGCAGAUCAGUUCGCUCUGAUCUUGGCAGCAGUGCCGGAUGCGCUGGUUUCCACGGAGAGCCGGGCACGGGCUAUUGCCGCCUUGAAGGACUUCUCGUCCUCGGAUGUCCAAGAGGUCAAGAGCAAAUCCAAAGUGGCAAAGAUGGCAGACGGCGGGGCCGAGGGCAAGGACGAAUGGUCCUUCAGCGUCAACGCGCCGCCCGUCGGCUCGGACAUCAAGCGCCAGGAGAGGCCUGCUGAGGUGCUUCGCGACUGCGAGGGCAUCCUGGUGAAGGGCAGCAGCUCUUGCUCACAUUUGCAGGAUGCAGACUGCAAUAGCCACUUCGUGCUGACCGGAUUCCGCGCCAUUCAGUGCACAUGGACGGACGGAAGGUGCUUGGCGAUGGGCUCCCGCUGUAAGACAGCACACCUAUAUCAUCAGCCUGCCGCCCAGUCUUCCAUGGUGGCCUGGUUCAAGAGUGAGGAUGCCGAUCCAGCUUGGAAGAGCGCAGUGGGCAGCUGGCAAGCUCGAGUCACCAAAGGCAGCGUCAACAGAAAGUUCAAUGCAGGCAAUGGGGCAACAGUACCCGUGGGGUACCUCGACGGUCUCACCAACGCCGGAUUAGACUUCGGCAAGAUCAUGAAGCCGGAGUUCACGAUUUGUUCCAUCACCCGCUAUCUUGCAGGAGGCGUAAUGGGCCGCAUUCUCCAAACUGGUCAUCAUCCCAAUUUCCUCCACGGCCACUGGGUUGGCCGCGUAGGUGUGGCUCACUACAACACUUGGGUCACGCCCCAUGAAGGUUCAAGCAAUACCGAUUGGCUUGUGAUGUGUGGCAACAAUAAGGGGGUUGUCUACGUGGGCAACGAACGGCGCAACAUCGCCAUCCGCCACGGUCAUCUCCACGGCGAAGACUUCCACUUGUACAUCAACGAGGGCUUCGCCAAUGAAGCCUCGGACUUCGGUGUGAUGGAGGUCAUCACGUGGAAUCGGGCGCUUUCCGAAGACGAGAUGUGGGCCAGCAUGGAGUACCUGAACUGGAAGCUCCAGGCUUACCAACCAGCUGACAAGACGUCUAUGGUGGCCUGGUUCAAGAGCGAGGAUGCCGAUCCGGCUUGGAAGAGCGCAGUGGGUAGCUGGCAAGCUCGAGUCACCAAAGGCAGCAUCACCAGGAAGGUCGAGGCUGGAAACGGCGCUACGAAACCCGUGAAUUACCUCACCGGCCCCACCAGUGCCGGACUAGACUUCGGCAAGAUCAUGAAGCCGGACUUCACGAUUUGUUCCAUCAGCCGCUAUCUUGCAGGAGGGGUUAUUGCCCGCAUUCUUCAAACUGGUCAUCAUCCCAAUUUCCUCCACGGCCACUGGGGUGGCCGCGUAGGUGUGGCUCACUACAACACUUGGGUCACGCCCCAUGAAGGUUCAAGCAAUACCGAUUGGCUUGUGAUGUGUGGCAACAAUAAGGGGGUUGUCUACGUGGGCAACGAACGGCGCAACAUCGCCAUCCGCCACGGUCAUCUCCACGGCGAAGACUUCCACUUGUACAUCAACGAGGGCUUCGCCAAUGAAGCCUCGGACUUCGGUGUGAUGGAGGUCAUCACGUGGAAUCGGGCGCUUUCCGAAGACGAGAUGUGGGCCAGCAUGGAGUACCUGAACUCAAAGCUUGCGAAUGGUUCUCAGUGUAGCGACCGCAGUGCAGAGCUGCUGAAGUUUGUCUCGUUGUGGUUGAGCUGGUGUGCUUCGAUCGUCCACACGGCGACCAAUCAGGGAGAUGAGCUGGUGGAGAUGCUUCACACCACCGAGGCCACAGCGGAUGAAUUUGCCAAGGCCCCGAAGGAUCCCAAGAUGAUUCAGCACGCCCUGCAGGUGUCGAAACAGAUGGUGGACCUGGUCAACGAGGUGAAAUCCAGUGACAAGGCCAUCCAGCAGAGCUUGGCCAAGACAGGAGACCCACUAGUCUACGACGACGGAUCCAUCAAUCGUAGUGACAUUCCAGACCCGGGUGAGGAGGUCGGGCGUUUGGCCGAGGGCAUCGCCAAGCUCGCACGAAAGCGUGGGGACGACAAGAUGCUGAAGAAGACCGAAGGCAAAAUCGUGGAGCACAUGAUUGCCGUCGAGAAGAUGGUGGACGGGGCUAAGGAAGCGGAAGAAGUGGGUGUCGAUCCGCGAGACAUGCUGGCAGAUGAGCCUGAGAACGACACAGCCGAGUUGGUUGAAUCCUUCAGCACGGAUGCAGCUGGUUCGGACACUGACGACGAGGGCCUCGUCGCAGAGUCUUGGGAGAUUGACGAGAUGGACGUGGACUCCAUGGAUGCGUUCACUCGCGCCAAGAUCUGCGAGCUUCUUCCAAGCUUGCGAUGCGAUGCUUGCGGCGAAAACGCCAGCACGCUGCAAGAGUACCGAGACUGCGUGGGGCAUGAGGUCGUGUUGUUCCAGGAGAGCCGAAAGCUGAAGGCAAAGCAGGAGCAGUACCGACAGCAGCUUGAUGAAACGGUGCAGCGAACGAAGGGGAUGAAGAAGCUGAAGCGCAAAGGCAUGCUGGUGGCGCACGACGCCCUACAGAUAUGGGGCAUUCACCGCAAUUGGGCAAGAUGGACAUCCGAUCCCACUUGGCCGCUGGAUGCUUUGAAAGGCGAGCCAGCAAAGGCGGGUUGGCAAUCCUUCAGUGCUGACUCGCAGGUGAUACUCGAUACGCACAUCGCCGAGUUCCAAACUGGCGCAGUGGACAUUGCCAAGGAGGAAGCGGCGGCAAGCGGGGACACUCUCUAUGCUGCGCAUCUGGAAGAUCACGUGGGUGAGGCUAUGGAUAUCAAAACGGGUGGCGAGGAUCUGAUGGCAAGAGGCCAAGAGCUCCAACAGGGCGGCACCGAGCUCAUGGCAGACGCACAGAGUAGUAUGGCCGAGGCCCAGGCCAUUCAAGCAGACAGUGCGCAGCUGCAGGCCGACAUGCAACAGACGUCGCAGGCCAUGGAGAUGGAGAUCCAGAAAUGCCAGCAGCCUCCGACGCCUCUACAACCGAGCCAAUGUGAUCCGCAAGAGAUAAACCGCCUGGCCAAUGAAAUGGAUGCGCACCGGGCGGAAGCAGAAUCCAUUGCGGAACGUGGUGAGGCACUCGGCGAAGAGAUGCAGGUGCACUCGGAAGAGGCACAGCGUAUGGCGCAGGACGCAGAAGCCAUGGCUGCCGAUGCAGAGGAGCUAAAGACUCGCGCUCUUGUCCUCAAAGAUGAGGCACUGGCAGAUCUGACUUCCAGCGAGACGCUGAACGCUGUGGCUUCCGAGCUCAAGGAUUGUGCCAAGCGUAUAACUACCCGGGUCUUGGACUUGGCUGCCCAGACUGCCAGAUCCAUGACAAGUCAGAUCUUGGCCUUGGUCCCUGAUCUCUUCCUCGCCUGCCUAGAGGCCGCUCUUGACAUCAUCACAGGUUUCGGCUGGAUCAUCACAGCUGCACGGUUGACCUACAUGCUGACCAAGUACGCCAUUCGGAAGUGGAGAGAGUGGCGAGAUGCCCGUCCGCAGAAGCUAUGUGCCAAAGCACCCCAACUGGACUGCUGUGUCGACAGCGUGAUGGCCUGGUACGACAGGCAAGCUUUGGCGCAGCGGCAAACCGAAGCCGAGUUCCGGGCCGACAGCCAGGAUCUGUUGGCGCGAGCUCUACAGUAUCCGAACUCGUGCACGCCGUGGUCUGUCACGCUUUAUGCGGAGCCACCGGACGACGAGACGCUGAAGGUUCUGCUUGCUCGCGAGAUGGAGCAGGGUGCUCCGGGGAUUUUCACGCGAAAGAUCCGGACCCACCUCUCUCUCUUCGGUGUGACCAGCGGUUGGACGAGCCUCAAACGGGAUGCCCGCCUGGUCGUGGCAAGGUCAACCUUUAUGAUCGAAUGGCCGCGCAAGGAGGGUGCCAAGCAUGCAGAGACCCUGAGGUUCAGCACAAGCUGCGAGGACUUCAUUCCGAUCGGUGGCAAGGAUUCCCGCGACACGAAGGGCCUCCGUGCGAAGUUCUCCAAGGGGGUUCCGCUGGGAAUUCGCUUCAAGUUUGGCGGAAGUCGGCUCAAAAAGAGGAGCUUUGAGAUGACGACGGAAGAUGAAAGCAUGUGCUUUCUGGCGAAUGCAAUGUGCCGAGCCGCCUGCUAUCGGCCAGAGGCCUGCGACGACUACCUUGACCCUGAGGCGGUGGUGGACUUGCAAGGGAAAGCGGCCCAAAAUGUCAACAACCUGUUGAAGCUUUGCGCUCCGGUUGCUGGCCUCGCUCGGGCCACCGGGGUGAAGCCAGGCAACUUCAGCUUAGAACACAGCCUGGGCCCUGUGGCAUUGCGGCCUUUUGUUUGGCACCACCUCUUCCAUCAGGGGCAGGGUAUGCCGGUCUCAAGGACCGAGGCCAUGGCAUACUCGGCAGCAGUGUGCGACAAGCAUGUUCUGCCACACUGGACCUGUGGGACGGAGGAAUGCUCACUUUGCCAGGGGGUGGCAUCCAUGUACUCUUCAUCACAGAAUGCGGAGCAAUGGUGCACCACCUUUCAGGUGAAGGAUUCGGAGAACACCUCUGACACCUAUGCUCGGGAUCUUGGCCGCUACUACAAGUGCCACUACCUCUCAGAGUACUUGGAGAGCACGGAGGAUAAGAAUCGCCUAAGCGAGCGGAAGGCUACGAUAGUGGAGACUUGCCAAUCUCGCACCUUCUGCUCGGAGAAGUCCAACACUCUUCCCACAUUGGAUAUGCGCCCGGGUUUGCGACAAGGCACUCCAGAAUAUGCGGAUUCGCAGUGCCGCUUGUGCGUGGAGUUCGUUCAGCGGGCCGCUGCGGGACUGAAGCCGAAAGCUUUCUGCAAUGCCAUUCCCAGCAUGUACCAGCAGCAGAGGGCGUUCUGCGAAGGCACGUUGGAAGAGAUGAUGGCGGCCAUCCCAGGUAUAAAGAACGCCCAGGAACGGGCCUUCUGGAGCGGUUGGUUCGGCAGCGAAUGGUCUGCCGGAUUGGCUGGCGAUGCCUGCAACCGACUUUGUCAGGGUGCGGUGAAGCGGAAUCCUGGCAUCAAGAAGACCCUGAAGAAUCCCUCGCCGCUGCUGAUGGCAGGCGAGGACAGUGAACCUGCUCCACCUGGUGAAGCUUCGGAGAACUGGCAGCCAGCGGCCACAGACACGAUCACGAAGUCGCCCUGGAUGAAGAAAGCUUUGAAAAGCGUGAAGGUGAGUCUACCCCUGCGGGCUGUGAGCGGAACCCAGGUGGUCAUCUGGCGCCUUGAGGACCAGUUAAGUGGGGCCAUCAGCGGCUGGGAAGCCCUUCUCAAGGAAAUCGCCUGGGACGGGACCUUCACACAGAAACGUGUGUGGCCGCGAACGGGCCCCACAGGAGUCAUGUCCAAGAAGGUGCAGGAGGCGGUGUUUCUUAUGAUCAGGGAGGCAUCGCUUCUGAGGAGCCACGUAAAUUUCAUCUCCGCCAUCCUCGAGACGAAGCUAAACCUGCGAGUGGCAGUUCGCACGGCGGAGGAUCUGGUCCGGCGCAUGGAUCUGCUCGUGCAAAACUUCGAUGCUAUGGACCAGGUGCUCGACGGCAUGAAGCCUUCGAAGGUGCCGUCGCGUUUCCGACGCCGACUUCAGAAAAGAGCACGCGAUCAAGAAAGACUUUCGGUUUGCUACGCCGUCGUCGUGGAACGGCAUGAGACGUAUAUGCCCAUCUUAGACGAGCUGAGCCAGAGCUUGCGCCAGGCGACUGACAAACUCCUUGAGGCGAGGCAAAGGGGCAUUCGGUAUUCGCCCAAAGACACAGGUCUUCUCGACACCCUGGCGAAAUUCUAUUUGGUCCUGCCGGCGGAGGAGCAGACUCGGUUCACCAGACUGAAGCAGUGGCUGAACCCUCUCAAUCUCUUCAGAACUAAGCUGAGGAUUGACAAGCUCGUCGAGCAAGAUUCGAAGGAUUGCUCCUUCCGGAAGGUUCGCAAAAUGACGCAAAGCGGCGUCUGGAAGGAGUUCCAAAGCUGCUGUACCGAGCGGACGCAGCAGGUCUUGGGUUGGGAAACCAACAUCCGAAAUGUAAACAUCCAGAUCAACAAGAUUCUGGACAUGAUGAAUUAUGUGAAGGGUAACUUCGUCACCCGCAACAUCCGCAAAGCCUACAGAGCUGUGAGGGGCGCCUUCGUUGGCGCGGACCGCAAGCGUGGCAUCUGGGUGGAGGAGGAGGCUGCCGACCUCCUCAACCUCACAGCGAACGACUUCCGUGACGCUUUGGAAGAGGAGAGGCGGGUGAGCUCCAGGCGAGGUGCGAAGUACAAGCGCCUGACGGAGGAGAUGUUCAAUUCCAUUGGUGAUCGGGGCAUCCGCCGUGGCUUCUUCAGAGAGCUGAGGUACGAUGUGGUGAAGCGCAAUGCCAGGAAGGAGCUGAAGGAAGGCAAGGAGCACUUUCUGAAGAUCCGAUCUCUUCUGAACAAGCUCGCGAGCCGCAUCGCUGUCGACGAGGAGAACUUCCCGGAAAUCACGGAUGAAGGCAACAGCUCCUUCGAAGAAGUGAAAUUCGUAGCUCAGUCGCACCUUUGCAUUGUGGAGACAGACACUUCCUCCGUUUCCGUUCAGGAUUUCGGAGAUUAG
Molecule: messenger RNA, 9900 nt
Organism: Symbiodinium sp. CCMP2592
Lineage: Eukaryota; Dinophyceae; Suessiales; Symbiodiniaceae
Source: the annotation of a GenBank genome assembly